This is a messenger RNA of Saccoglossus kowalevskii, 1953 nucleotides long. Its product is annotated as zinc finger protein 569-like. The record is from RefSeq and is a predicted model, not a curated record. Lineage: Eukaryota; Metazoa; Hemichordata; Enteropneusta; Harrimaniidae.
AUGAAGGAUGAUGAUCAAGUUGCAGCAGAAACAAGUGUCUCACCAAAUGAUAAACAUCAAAUGCAAUCCAAGAAUAAUUCCAACACUUGCAGCUAUUGUGGGAAGAAUAUGGUCUGUAAAAGUGCAUUGGUCAUUCACAUUCGAAAACAUACUGGUGAAAAACCAUAUCAAUGUGAGCAGUGUGCAAAACAAUUCACCCAGGCACAGUCUUUGAAAGAUCACGUAAGGACACACACUGGUGAAAAAUGCCAAUGUAACUUGUGUGAGAAAACAUUUUCUUGGAUUGGUCACUUCAAUGAACUUAAGAAAUUUCAUAAGACAGGAGGUCAUGAAUGCAAUAUUUGUCACAAAAAAUUCACUAGUCGAGGAAAUGCAGCUGUGCAUACGAGUACACACACUGGUAAAAAGCCUUUUCAAUGUGAAUAUUGUAUAAAAUCUUUUAGUUGUAAAGGUAAUAAGGACAUCCACAUGCAAAUUCAUGAAGGUCAAAAACCAUACCUCUGCGAGAUGUGUGGAAGAAGAUUCACACAGAAGUCCAGUCUUAACCAUCAUAUGAAUACUCAUACAGGUGAGAAACCAUAUCAAUGUACAAUCUGCCAAAUGAGAUGGGCUGAACAACAUAGUAUGAACGUACAUAUUAAAACUGUACAUACAGGUGAACGACCAUAUGAAUGUACUCGGUGUGGAAGACAAUUUGUUCAGAAGAGGGGUUUAAAGCGCCAUAUUGCCACACAUAUUCCUGUUGGCACACAAUAUCAAUGUAAGUUAUGUGGGCUUAAAUGCAGGAACAAAACUGACUUGGAAUCACAUGUUGGAAGACACAAUGGUGAAAAACCAUUUCAUUGUCCAUCGUGUAAUGAGCAUUUCGUUUAUAAAAAUCAACGAGAUCGUCAUAUACAGAAAUCACAUAGUCGUGAGUAUCCCCAUCAUUGUAAAUGUUGUGGAAAGAGAUAUCAAAAUAAAACAAGUCUAAAAUUACAUGUAAAAAAACAUCCAAGGGAAUCCCCAUACGAAUGUCUUGUCUGUGGAAAGAAGUAUAUUUAUGAAAGUAAUAUGGAAUUCCACAUGAAGAAACAUUCAUCUGAAAACAAAUUUACUUGCAAGAACUGUAAUGCAAAGUUUGACAGAAAGUUUGAUUUCGAAACUCACUUGAAAGAAAAUCACAGAUCACAAAAGCAGAUUGACAAACUUAAAUCAAAACCAGUAUAUUACCUUAGAAGUCAGAUGACAAGGAAAAUGUACCCUGUAAAACUAAUGAACACUAAACAUUUGCAAAUAGAUGCAGAAUCAAGUACAAGGUCAUCUAGAAAGCUCAAAAGAGAUCGAUUGUCUGAAUAUAUGGGACAUAAAGGUGCAAUGAACGCAGGCAGUAAAAUUGAUGUGAUGCUUACAAAUGCAAGUAAAUGUCAGCGAAAAGCAACAUCUACAAAUCCUACAGGAACUGCUAAAACUCAGUCAACCUACAACUUGAGAAAAUCGACUAUAAUACUGAAAGAAGCAGCACCUCAAAUAUCAGCUGAUAAUUUUAAAAGGAAAACGAUUGUCCAAACAUGUGUAGAGACAUUACAUAAUCAGGAGAAAACAAGUUUAGAGGAGAGCAGUAAAUUAACUGCAACACUAAACUAUGGCAAGCAAGCAGUAGAAGAAUUGAAGACAGAUGCGUCAUCUGGUAAAUACGAGUCAGAGGAGCAUUACAAUGAAGACACUAAGGCCAUGUCAUGUGAUAUUAUUUUUGCAAAGAAAAAUGGCAACUUUCACAAUAUUCUAGAUAAUGUUCCCAUCAAACUAUUUAAUUCUAUCCAUGUAAGAGAUAAUUUGGGGAAUGGUGAUGAUGUAACAAAAUCACUCUCAAAUACUAAUGAUAGCUAUCCCGUUUAUAUGUUAGAGAAAAUUGAAGAAAUAUUUUCAACAAAAUGGGGAGUUGAAAUGUUUCAAGUGGUUUUCAAACCGUAA